Messenger RNA from Coffea eugenioides, 1530 nucleotides. RefSeq lists its product as uncharacterized. The transcript has a single exon. Bases 186 to 1316 code for a protein of 376 amino acids. Lineage: Eukaryota; Viridiplantae; Streptophyta; Magnoliopsida; Gentianales; Rubiaceae. The record is from RefSeq and is a predicted model, not a curated record.
CCCAGUGAAACGUCCAGCUCACUAUUCAGCGGUAUCUCUGCUUCACUAUUACUAUACACACGCAGCCACCGCUACACUAGGAUAAAACGCACACAGAGACACGCUAUAAACUCCAUAAACCCACCUACUUCUAUACACAGUCGACGCACGAAUUUGUGAAGAUACCACGUCGCCCGUGACGAAAGAUGAAGGCCUCAAUCAAAUUCCGCGACGAGCAAAAGCCCUUAGUCAGAGCAAAAAUCCCAUUAAAUGUCCUCAGCUUCCCAUUCCAAUCAGGAAUCGUCGCUGGCGAAUCCAAAGAGCUCUCUUUAAAUCUCUCCACUUUCUUUGAUGCCGGCCCAGCCUUCAAAAUCGCUUAUCGCCCGAAUGAUUCUCAAAACCCUUUUAGCGUGAUUUGCAAAAUCGGAAUUGGGAAUUUUGGGUCUCCAAUUUCGAGCCCUUUUACCAUGAGCGCCGAAUUCAAUUUUGUUGGCAGUCAAAAUCAAAAUCCUAGCUUUUUUAUCCACUUCAAGCCUAAAUUUGGGGACUUUUCAAUCAAGAAAUCACAUUCAUCCAUGGCUUUGGUGAAAAAAGUGGAACCAAAGCUGAACGCCGCUGUUGGCAAUGGCGAGGAGGCGCCGCCGUUGGUGAAGCACGGGUAUUUUGAGGAGAGCGGGCUCUUUUCGGGUGCGGAGAAAAUCGGGGUUUUGCCAGCGGAGUCAGCUGCAGCGGCGACUGGGAUAGCGAAUAGCAUGAUGUCUGGGAUGGCCGUGAAUGCCACUACUGCUUUUCCAUUGAGAAGCCGUGCUGUACUGAAUUUCCGGUGGGGGCUUAGGUUUCCGUCGGCUGCUGCUUCGGAUGGGGUUGAUGAUGCAGUUUUAGUAGGGAAGAAUGUGCGGACGGCUGGGAUUUCGUUUAAAAAUGUCCCUAUGCUUGUGAUGGACAAAAUCUCGAUCGAACACGUAGCCAAGAAGGAUUCGAAAGAUUCUAAAACUGGGUCGGGUUUAAAUUUGGCGGGGAGUGAUGACGUGGCUGGGGUGUGUUUGGAUGUGAGGAAGCAGCUUGAGAUUAUUCAAGCCGAGAAUGGGCUGUUGAGGAAAGCUUUACAUGAUCUGAGAUCAGAUAUAGCGGCUGGGAAGAUGAACAUAUCCUUGUCGGAUGGUAGUGGGGGCCGUGGUGGCAGCGGUCGUGGUGUCGAGGGGAGGGAUGGGAAUAAAUUUGAUAGGCGGGGCAAUGGCGGUGACAGGAAGCAAUCAGAACUUAAUGGGAAGAGCAUGGAAGGAGACGUGAACGAGGAACUGAUGAAGAAGACUUUUGUUGGUGCUACUGUUGUUUGAGCUUGUUUAAAAAUUUUAUUUACCUUUGGCAAUCAUUGAAGAGUUGAAAAGGUAUCUAUAGUCUUUUUGGGAGCUUGUUUAGCUUAAUGUAGAGAAUGCAGAAUGUAGGAAGGAAGAAGUGCUAGUGCCUAGUAAUAUUUUGCUGGCUUCUUGUCAACGAAGGGAAGUAUGUUUGCUAGUUCAGGAAAUUUUGUGUAUAUUGUUUAGUUAUUUA